CUGAUGCCAUUGCAUGGUGCCGAUGCCGCAGAUGCUGGAUGGUCUAAGCCGUUGCCGUUCAGCGCUGAGCAGCCCAUGGCCCUGCUUGCUGCGGCCGGUGGCCACCAGACCACCCCGAUGUCAUUGCACGGUGUGGCCGCCGCAGAUGCUGGAUCGUCUAAGCCGUGGUCGUCCACUUCCGAGCAGCUCCUGGCCCAGCGCGCCGCCGCUGGUGGCCACCAGGCCACGCCAAUGCCAUUGCACCGUGUCGAUGCCGCAGAUGCUGGAUGGUCUACGCCGUUGCCGUUCAGUGCCAAGCAGCCCAUGGCCCCGCGCUCUGCGGCUGGUGACCACCAGGCCACACCGAUGCCAUUGCACGGAGCGGCGGCGGUGGCAGAUGCUGGACGGUGUAAGCCGUGUCUGUUAAGCGCCCAGAAGCUCAUGUCUCUACAGAAUGCAGAGUUUGAUGAGCAUAAACUGCCUGACUCCAAUAAGGCUGUUCCGCCAAGUAAGACGUCGCUUGCGGAGAAGUCGGAACUAACAGGAAUAACCAUUCCAGUUAAGAAGCUCAAACCACCCAAGAAAUGGAACUGCACCGUCUGCCAGGUGCAAGCGACCUGUGAGAAGAACCUACAGAUGCAUUAUGCUGGGCAGAAGCACUUGGCAAAUGUAGCAACACUGGGCCCAGGAACCAAGCCAAGUGAUCAGAAGGCGAAAGCAGGAGCAGCAGAACCAUCUCUUGGCACAGAACAGAGGAAAACAUCCUCGAUAAACUGGAGUUGCAGUACCUGCCAGGCCCGCGGCACAUCCAAAUCGACAUUUGAUGCGCACCUCCAAGGCAAAAGACACCAGCAGAACAUUGCGGAAGCAUCCGUAAAAGGCGAUGGCGCACCGAAGAACGCCGCAGUGGCGGGGGAAGCAAAAUCGGAUGGCAUCACCGUGCCGAAGCCUUCAGAGAAGCCAUCACGGGUCUGGAGCUGUGGCAUUUGCCAAACUACAUGCACCUGCGAAACAGACUUGAAGAACCACCUGAAGGGCGCCAGACACCGAGAAAAGGUCCAGUCCCUGCUUGAAGAAAGCAAGAACGUGACAAGGAAUCCUGAGACAAACUUGAAGAAAAACAAUGCACCACAAAUGGUCAAGAACCAAGGACCACACCCGGCAUGGAACUGCACGAUGUGCCAGGCCAAAUGUUUCUCCAAAUCUCAGUUUGAGAGUCAUUGCAGUGGCAGCAGGCACCAGCAGAAUAUCGAGGCGAUACUCGGCAAACGCGAGACCGCGAAAGUGAGCAGCUCGAGGACCGCAAAUGAACCAGCUUCGGAUGGCUCCAGCGGCAAGAAUGCAAGCUCGAAGAAGGCGGAGAAGAAAGAGAUGUUGUACUUCUGCGAGGUCUGCAAUUUGCUGUGUGGCAGCAGUGAGAUGCUGGUAAGCCAUCGUUAUGGGAAGAGACACCGGGAAAAGCUCAGCGCAGGGAAAUGAAGUGCGUUUGUGGGUCUGCAAAGGAAUUGUGGCUUUUGUAGGGAAAGAUGCGAAGCACGAUUCUGGCUCUGCAUGUAGCCCUGUACUGCUCUGCACUUGAAUUAUGUGAUGGCUUUGUAGGAACUGGGUUCAAUCUCACCUGUUUUCAUUUGCGAAUUGUAUUUCGUUUCGGGCCCAACUUUGAACAAACUGGGCUGCUUGUUGCUCGACUGCAUGUGUCAGCUUUC
Molecule: messenger RNA, 1685 nt
Organism: Triticum dicoccoides
Lineage: Eukaryota; Viridiplantae; Streptophyta; Magnoliopsida; Poales; Poaceae
Product: UBP1-associated proteins 1C-like
Exons: 2
Coding region: 4-1458 (484 amino acids)
Molecular function (GO): nucleic acid binding; zinc ion binding
Source: RefSeq, a predicted model, not a curated record